Brassica oleracea var. oleracea is the source of this 2578-nucleotide messenger RNA. Its product is annotated as U3 small nucleolar RNA-associated protein 25. Gene Ontology annotation, molecular function: rRNA binding; U3 snoRNA binding. Gene Ontology annotation, biological process: maturation of SSU-rRNA from tricistronic rRNA transcript (SSU-rRNA, 5.8S rRNA, LSU-rRNA). Gene Ontology annotation, cellular component: small-subunit processome; nucleolus. The coding region runs from base 157 to 2400 and encodes 747 amino acids. NCBI's taxonomy places the organism in Eukaryota, Viridiplantae, Streptophyta, Magnoliopsida, Brassicales, Brassicaceae. The transcript has 24 exons. The record is from RefSeq and is a predicted model, not a curated record.
AGAGCUUUUAAACGGCGUUAGGUAAAGUUGUUUCCCCCAACGAAAAUCUCCGUCGUCCUCUUCGAUAUCUCACCGCCUCUCCUCGAAACCCUAAUAUCGGCGGCAAUCAUCAAUCUGACGAUUCAAACGCAGUGAAGCAAAAGCGAGAACUCUCAGAUGGCUCCAAACUCCAAAGCAGUGUCGAAGAGGCACAGACCACACGAGAAAUACGAUAAGAAACGGGAGACGAAGAAGGCUAAACUUGUUGAGAAGGAAGCUGUUACCAAUCAUCCAACAGAGGAGGAUGAUCUAGAUUCAUCUGAAGAAGAAGAAGAUCCUAUUGAGGACGAACCGGAAGCAGUUGUUUACAGAAAACCGACGACUUACGAUAAUUUGCUGGCGUCUCUCGGUUCAUCUAACAAAGCCGUUGCUGAUAUGAACAAAAGAAGGCAGAGAGAGGAGGAAGGUAAAAGCGACACAGAAGGAGAUGAUGAUGACAGUGGGUCUGAGGAUCAAAUCUCUACAGACGGAGAAGAUGAUGAGAUUCAAGGGGACGAUCAAGGUCUUACUGAGAACACAGAGAAGGAGAACAAUGAUAAUCAUAGCGAGGAAGAAGAUUCUGACCGUUAUGAAACGGACGAGGAGCUUGAGUUGAGUACCAAUGGCCAACCGUUAGUAGAUGCUUCUUCAUCUGCUAGUGCAUUUAACGAGCACCUUAGUCACAUAUUAUCAAGUGAAGAAUUGAAAACCUUACCCGAAGGCAAGUGGAAAUUUAAAUGGGAAGCACCGGCCAUCGACAUGCCAAAUUGCAGGUGGAAAGGAACUAGACAUAAUUUCCUCGAUGCUGUUCAGAGUGAUGCACCUUAUGGCCUCAAGCCGAAGUUAUUUAAGCACUGGCUUCAAUUAUACCAGAAAUCUGGUGGGAAGGAUUUUGACUCAUCUAAAAGAAGAAGAUUCUUCUCCAUUUGCAACAGCUACCUGGAUAUUUUGCAUUGUAACAAGAGACCAUUUUACAAUAAAGGCCGUGAAGAAGACUCAAGUGCCAUGGACGCUUAUCUUAUGCAUUCUCUGAAUCACAUUUUUAAAACGAGAGAUCUUGUGAAGAAGAAUGAAAGUAAAAUUGCGAAGCAUCGAGAGACGUCUGAAGAGGAAAUUCUUUCUGAUGAUGGAUUCCUUGACCAAGGAUUUACUCGUCCAAAGGUAUUGAUUCUACUACCGAUGAGGAGUAUUGCCUUUCGCGUUGUUAAGAGACUCAUACAACUAACUCCAGAAUCUCAAAGGGUUAAUGUAGAACACCUUGACCGGUUUAAUGCUGAGUUUGGAUGUGAAGACGAAUCUGAUGACGAUGAUGAGAAGACAUCCAAAAAUGGAAAGUCGACAACCCACAAGUCUUCAAAACCUUCUGAUUGGCAAGCCCUUUUUGGUGAGAAGAACAGUGAUGAUGAGUUUAUGUUAGGCAUUAAGCAUACAAGGAAGAGCAUUAGACUGUAUGGUGACUUCUAUUCCUCGGACAUGAUUAUUGCUUCCCCUCUCAAGUUACAUAUGGCAAUUGGUCAAGCAGAAGAAAACAAGGAAAGGGAUGUUGAUUAUCUGUCCUCCAUUGAGGUUUUGAUUAUUGAUCAUGCAGAUAUAAUAUCUAUGCAGAAUUGGUCGUUCCUUGCUACAGUCGUCGACCACAUAAAUAGAUUGCCAACAAAGCAACAUGGUACCAAUGUCAUGCGGAUCCGGCCGUUGUAUUUGGACGGACAGGCACGGUUCUAUCGACAGUCGAUAAUUCUAAGUUCCUAUUUAACUCCAGAGAUGAAUGGUCUAUUCAAUCGCCAAUGCUUGAACUAUAAAGGAAGGAUAAAGCUGGCGUGUGAAUACAAAGGUGUUCUCGAGAAAGUGUUGCUCCCUGUCCGUCAGAUUUAUGAAAGAUUUGAUGCAGACUCCAUGACCCAAGCAGACAACGCCCGCCUUGAAUAUUUUACCAAAAAGAUAUUCCCAAAGAUCAAAGAUUCUGUUCAGGGAGGAGUCAUGAUCUUUAUUCCUUCUUACUACGAUUUCGUCAGGGUUAGAAACUAUCUGAAGUCGCAGAAUGCCUCUUUCUGUCUUCUUGGAGACUAUACAAAGAAUGCGGAUAUAUCCCGUGCACGAGAAUGGUUUUUCGCAGGGAGCCGAAAGAUCAUGCUUUACACUGAGAGGGCAUACUUCUAUCGUAGAUACAAGAUCCGUGGCAUAAAGAACUUGAUAUUCUAUUCUCUUCCGGAGCGAAAGGAGUUCUACCCUGAGAUAAUGAACAUGCUUGAUGAAGGAUCGUAUGACAUGAUGUCCACUGCACUUUUUUCUCGUUUUGAUCUGCUCAAGAUGGAAAGGAUCGUUGGGACUGCUUACGCAAAUAGAAUGAUCAGUUCUGAUAAGAGCAUCUUUGCUUUCUGUUAAGGAGUCGAGAAUGUUCAAGCACCCCCAAGCCUUUUUUUUGUUCACUUAAAAAUUCAAAUGGUUUGUUGGCAUAAACACAAAUGUUGCUAUUUAAUAUUUAUUUUAGUUUUGAUUCUAUGGUCAGAUAUACAGUGAACCGAUUUAAACCGAUUCUAUUCUGUUUACACCGAUUUUAUAA